AUGGCUGAGCAGAUCGAGAAGGCAUACCAGAAGCAGCACCUUUUCCAAAACACCAAGGCCCGUGUCGGCCGGAAGGUGACUACUAAGGAUAAGAGGUGGUACAAGGAUGUUGGUCUGGGCUUCAAGACCCCUGCAGAGGCUGUUAGCGGUACUUACAUUGACAAGAAGUGCCCGUUCAUCGGCGAUGUCUCCAUCCGUGGCCGCAUUCUGACUGGCCGUGUCGUUUCGACGAAAAUGACCCGUACCCUCGUCAUCCGCCGUGACUACCUCCAUUACAUCCCCAAGUACAACCGUUAUGAGAAGCGCCACAGGAACUUGGCCGCACACGUCUCGCCAGCUUUCCGUGCUGAGGUUGGCGACAUUGUCACUGUUGGUCAAUGCAGACCCCUGUCGAAGACCGUGCGAUUCAACGUUGUCCGAGUGCUCAAGAACAAGGCGGCUGCGAGGGCGUUCGGCAAGUUCUAG
Molecule: messenger RNA, 465 nt
Organism: Stereum hirsutum FP-91666 SS1
Lineage: Eukaryota; Fungi; Basidiomycota; Agaricomycetes; Russulales; Stereaceae
Product: 40S ribosomal protein S11
Exons: 6
Coding region: 1-465 (154 amino acids)
Biological process (GO): translation
Cellular component (GO): ribosome; cytosolic small ribosomal subunit
Molecular function (GO): structural constituent of ribosome
Source: RefSeq, a predicted model, not a curated record